This is a messenger RNA of Saccostrea cuccullata (small rock oyster), 742 nucleotides long. RefSeq lists its product as uncharacterized. NCBI's taxonomy places the organism in Eukaryota, Metazoa, Mollusca, Bivalvia, Ostreida, Ostreidae. Gene Ontology annotation, biological process: box C/D snoRNP assembly. The record is from RefSeq and is a predicted model, not a curated record. Gene Ontology annotation, molecular function: box C/D methylation guide snoRNP complex binding. The transcript has 3 exons. The coding region runs from base 48 to 503 and encodes 151 amino acids.
AAAUAUCUGUUAUUGGAUCCUGAUUUUACCAAAACUACAAUUUAAAGAUGGCGGCGCCCAUUGACAGCAUGAGUGUCAACAAAACAAAAUCCUCAGAACUUCUUUCCCUAGAGAACAGAGACAAUGUUCUAUCACAAGUGAGAGAUUUCUUACCUCAGAUGGAAAUGGCCAACAAAGCACUUCAGGAGAAGUCCUCAGAAGAAAUAGACAUCGAACAAGUGUCAGAGAACCAGGAUAGAUACAUAGAAAUGAAUAUUGCAAUGGUGGAACAAAAUGGAGAUAUCUCAGAGGACUCAGAUUCAGAGCAUUGUAGUGACUCAGACUGUGAUAUAGAUUCUGAUUCAGACGAGUGCUUAAUGGGCGCAGUGACUGAAAACAAUCUACGGAUUAAUAAAAAGAUUAAACACAAACCUGAUAUUGAGGAACUCCCAAACACAGCUUCAGACAAAAGUGGGACUAGUGAACAUCAGGAUGAACAUACGUCUUGUGUUGAUAAUGGAUAAAAAGUCCUGUAAGCCUGUAUGGGGUACAUUUUUUUCUCUGUGAGAAUAUGUUCGAGACAUGAAUGGAGAGAGUAGAAUGGUCUUCCUGUGGAUCCAAGACACUCAAAUUUUAUUAAAAAUGAUUAUAUUAAAUAAAAUAGAUUGAAUUGAUGUUUCCUUCUAAAAGUUUAACAAUGGAGACAAAUAUUAAAUGAUAUGCUGUCCAGCUAUGUACAAAAUAAACAUCUGCAACAGAUGUU